GCUUACGCCCAUUUCCCUGCUUCUAGCAAUCUGACUAAUAGUAAUCCGAGCUAACAAGAAAGCUAGAAAGAGAGGAAUGAGAACAGAGAAUCUGACAGUAGCUAUGUCUGCAGCUCAAUGGAAGGUCCUGUCAAAAUCAUUUAUUCUCUGCUGUGCAGCUUCCACAGGGUUAAACUCAUCAAGUAAACUCAGGGUAGCAGGGAUGUCUGCUCAGAAUUUUAACUAAGAAAAGGAUGCAAGUCACUGGAUCAGCUACUGCAUAUUAGGAUCGAACUGCAGUGGGAUCUUCAGUGAACUGUUCUUGUUUCCUGAUGAUUAUAUGCAUCAUCGUGGAUGUGUUUGAGCUUGCAGGAAAGUUCAGUUUGCAAUGUCAAUGGAUAUCUCUCUAAAGGGGUCUGCUUUUAAAGAAGACAAAUACCAUUUACACUGUUGGAACCUGUUUUACUUCUGAUUCAGCCGAUUUCACAGGAAGAAUUAUCAUGAACAUCAUGAUCUCAACAGUCCUGGUUUAUCUACUUCUGAGUACCUCAGCAACAUGUACUACAUUUGAUACUAUACUGAUGAAAUCAUGUGAAAAUUUGUGUCUGUGUGAUGAAAAAGAUGGUUCCUUAUUUGUGAAUUGUGAAGAAAAAGGCAUCACACAAUUAUCAGAAAUCGAAGUACCACAGUCCCAAUACCUAGAGCUUAACCUAUUAAACAAUGAUUUGUAUAAAUUGCAUUUAAAUGAGUUUUUGGAAUUCAGCAAUUUAAUUUCUUUACACCUUGGAUUUAAUAACAUUGUGGAGAUUGAACCAGGCGCAUUUAAUGAUCUACGCAUGCUGAAGAAACUUCAUAUUAAUCACAACUCACUGGAGACACUCAGAGAAAAUACUUUUCUUGGACUUGAGAAUCUGGAAUUUCUCCAAGCAGAUAAUAACUUUAUUACUACUAUUGAAGCAAAUACAUUCAGCAAGCUUAACAGACUGAAAGUUCUUAUCCUAAAUGAUAAUGCCAUUACCUUUUUGCCAGCAAAUAUUUUUCGCUUUGUACCUUUGACUCAUUUGGACUUAAGGGGAAAUCAGCUACAAACUCUUUCUUAUGUUGGAUUCUUAGAGCACAUUGGCAGAAUAAUAGAACUUCAGUUGGAGGACAAUAAAUGGGUUUGUAACUGUGAAUUAUUACAACUAAAAAUCUGGCUGGAAAAUAUGCCUCAGCAGUCUUCAAUAGGUGAUGUUAUAUGCUAUAAUCCUCUAGAUCUUAAGGGUACUACUCUACGAAAAUUGAAGAAAGAGAUGUUCUGCAUUACAACUCCUAGUAGUGACCUAGAGGAACCCUCAGUACCUUUAUCACUGUUAGGUACAUCUUCCAUUAGUGAUGGUCAGAUACCAACAAAGUUAACCUUCCUUCCAAAGAUUCCAACUAAAGAGACCUAUGUAUUCCCAAAGGCUUCUACUGUAUCUCCUGGAAUGUACUGUCCUAUUCCAUGCCAUUGUUCUAACACUGGUUUCUCUGGUACUUUGAUUCAUUGUCAAGAACGGAAUAUUGAAAGUAUGUCUGACCUUGAACCACCUUCUGUAAAUCCAAGAAAGCUAAUUUUGGCAGGAAAUAUUAUUCACAGAAUUUAUAAAAAUGAUUUUACUGAAUAUGGAACAUUAGAAAUGCUUCAUUUAGGCAACAAUCAAAUUGAAAUAGUUGAAGAACUGUCUUUUGAGAAUUUGACUAAAUUACAGAAGAUGUACUUGAAUGGAAACCACCUGAGAAGUUUAAACCCUGGGAUAUUUAAGGGUCUGAUGGCCAUUGAGUACUUAUAUUUGGAAUACAAUGCUAUUAAGGAAAUUAUAACUGGAACUUUUUCCGUAAUGCCAAAAAUGAAAGCCCUCUACCUAAAUAAUAAUUUUCUAAAAACAUUACCAGAAAAUGUAUUUUUAGGAGUUCCAUUAACAAAACUUAAUCUUAAAUCUAACCAGUUUGUAAGCAUCCCCGUGAGUAAAGUUUUAGAAGAUCUGAAUUUGCUGACCCAAAUUGAAAUUCAAGACAAUCCAUGGAAUUGUACAUGCAGUUUACUCGGAUUAAAAAAAUGGAUCCAAAACCAUAAACUACUUGUUGUCAGUGAGAUUUUAUGCCAUUCUCCUAGAGAGCUGGCAAAAAUUGAAUUGAAAUCUCUUGACAAAGAAGAUUUGUGUCCUGAAUUAUUAAAUAGUCCAGUGUUCCCUACUCAAAGUUACAAUAACCUUACUCCACCUUUCACAGCUGCAAAUCAAGUUGAUACUAUAUUAAAAUCGCUAUCAGAUUACAUACCCCUUUCCGUGUUAAUCCUUGGUCUUCUAAUUCUUUUAAUAACAGUUGUACUUUGCUCUGCUGGAAUAAUCGUUCUCGUGUUGCAUAGGAGGCAACGCUACAGGAAGAAACAGGAAAAUGGACAAAUAAGAGAAGCCAGCCCUGUUCACAUUCAGUACAGUAUGUAUGGCCAUAAAACAACUCACCACACCACAGAAAGACCAGCAUCAACUAUUUCUGAACAAAGAAUAGUAAAUCCAGUUGUUCAGGUGUAUCAAACGCCUCCAUUCACACCAAAACAUUUAGAAAAAGAGGAAGAUAUAGAACUUAAUGAUCCAAAGAGAAUUUGCAGAGGACUUUUAGAAAGGGAAAAUAAUUCACAGCAAGGAGAUUCAAAUGUAAAAUUAAGAGCAAGUGAUCCAACGGCAGAAUUUUUAUCCUUCCAAGAUGCAAGUUACCUUUAUAGAAACUUGAUUGAAAAAGAAAGAGAAAUCCAACAACUUGGAAUUGCUGAAUAUUUAAGAAAAAGCAUGGCACAUUUGCAACCAGAUAUUGAGGUACAUUAUCCAAGGACCCGGGAGGAAGUAAAAUUAAUGGAAACAAUUAUGUAUACCAGACCAAGGAAGGUUUUAGUUGAACAAACCAAAAAUGAAUAUUUUGAACUUAAAGCUAAUCUCCAUGCAGAACCUGACUACUUAGAAGUUUUAGAACAGCAAACAUGAACUUCAGUCAAUAUUAACACUUA
Rana temporaria (common frog) is the source of this 3001-nucleotide messenger RNA. RefSeq names its product SLIT and NTRK like family member 6 (gene SLITRK6). The record is from RefSeq and is a predicted model, not a curated record. Bases 480 to 2978 code for a protein of 832 amino acids. Lineage: Eukaryota; Metazoa; Chordata; Amphibia; Anura; Ranidae. Gene Ontology annotation, biological process: axonogenesis; regulation of presynapse assembly; positive regulation of synapse assembly. Gene Ontology annotation, cellular component: membrane. Gene Ontology annotation, molecular function: protein binding. The transcript is spliced from 2 exons.